Molecule: messenger RNA, 3285 nt
Organism: Lactuca sativa (garden lettuce)
Lineage: Eukaryota; Viridiplantae; Streptophyta; Magnoliopsida; Asterales; Asteraceae
Molecular function (GO): protein binding
Source: RefSeq, a predicted model, not a curated record
AUGGCGAAUCCGAGGGGUUUCCAUCUCAUUUUCAUAUGUAUUCUUUUGGUUGCAACCACAUAUACUUGUUUGGGUGUCGGAAAUACUAAUGUUGUUUGCUCUAAGCAAGAACAACUUGCUCUUUUCAAAUUUAAACACAGUGUCAAAGAUUCUUAUGGAAUGUUGUCAUCAUGGGUUGGCAAUGAUUGUUGCAUUUGGGAAAGAAUCCAAUGUAAUGGUGUCACUGGAAAUGUCGAAAACCUUCAUCUUAGAGGAGACUGGGAGUACGUUUUUCAGCUUAAAAAGUUCUACUUAGUUGGAAAUGAGGUGAACUCUUCUUUGGCAGAGUUGAGACACUUAAAAUACUUGGACUUGAGUGGGAAUGAUUUUCAAGGAAGCCGGAUCCCUGAUUUCAUUGGAUCUUUCAAACAGCUGAGCUACCUCAAUCUCUCUUAUGCUGGUUUUCAAGGUAUUAUUCCUCCUCACAUUGGAAAUCUUUCUUAUUUAAAGGUUCUUGAUCUCAGUUCAAAUUAUAAGUUGAUGACAGAUGAUAUGUCAUGGACUUUUCGCCUUUUGUCACUCGAGCUUCUUGACUUGAGUUCAGUAGAUCUUCAUGGAGCACAAAACAGGGACAUGUUGUUUUACAUGAUUCCUUCAUUGAAAGAGUUACACUUGUCAUAUUGUGGACUUUCCAAUGUUGAUCUUGAUCCUUUUCUUAAUUCGAGUAGAAUCCUUCCUAACAUCAAACACCUCGAUCUUAGUAGAAAUUCUUUCCAAGGUCCACUCCCUGGAUUUUUUCAGAACUUUACUUCCCUAACGUUCCUUGAUCUCUCAUACAAUAAUCUCAGCAUGUCCCUGAACUUUGCCAACUUGCUAAACUUGAUCCCUUCUUUAUCAGAGCUGCAUUUGUCAAGUUGUGGACUCGAUAAUUCGUUUCUUUCUUCCUCCCAGCUUAAUUUCAGUACCCUUUCUAACACCCAACACUUGGAUUUGAGCAGAAACUCAUUUGAAGGCCUAUUUCCAUCUGUUUUAACAAACAUGAGUUCCCUCAAAGUCCUUGACCUCUCAAGAAACAUGUUGAGUUCCUCGGUUCCUGUUAUGCCUAACCUUCUAGAGCUUGAUCUUUCUUCUAACAAGUUUAAUCAAAUUGAGAAUGUUGGAAUUUGGAGACAAUGUCAUCUGAAGCAAUUGAGUGUGGCAUACAAUUAUUUUGAUGAAGCAAUGAUUGACUCACCAACAAACACAUCAGAAUGCUCCCAAUAUGCUUUGGAGAGAUUGGAUUUAAGUCUGAGUUUAAAUGGUAAAAUUCCAGAAACACUUGGAAGACUGACCAAUUUAAGAGGCUUACAUCUAAUGGGCAACAAUUUAACAGGUCCAAUCCCCGAAUUUCUAAGAAGAUUAAAACUUUUACAAGUAUUAGAUCUUUCUCAUAACCAGUUAACCGGUUCCAUUCCCACAUUCCUUGGGAAACUUUCCAAACUUGACCUUUCUUUUAAUCAACUGACUGGUUCAAUUCCAUACUCCUUUGGAAAAUUAGCAGCUUUAACAUAUUUAAAUCUAGAAUUCAAUCAGUUAACAGGCCCCAUCCCAACAUCUUUAGGGAGACUUGUUUCUUUACAAGAAAUUUCGGUGUCUUCAAAUAUGUUACAAGGGAGUAUUCCAGUUUCAAUCGGACAACUUUCCAAACUUCAUUCUCUAGAUUUAUCAAACAACUCUUUCGACGGAGUAAUUUUUGAAGCCAAUUUUGCUAAUCUUUCAAUGUUGAAGCACUUGGAUACUUCUUAUAACACUAAGUUGGUGUUCAAUGUUUCAAGGGAGUGGAUUCCUCCAUUCCAGUUGGUGAUUCUUCAAAUGCAUUCUUGCAAUAUUGCAAAUGGAUUUCCACAUUGGCUUCGAAAUCAAAGGAGACUUAAGGAGUUGGUGUUGUCUAAUGCUAACAUUUCCGGACCUCUACCCACAUGGUUGCAAAAGAUGCCCUUCAUUCCUUUCUUAGAUCUCUCUCACAACAAUCUCACGGGACCUUUGACAAAUCUUCUUAAUGGGAUAAGUUUUGAUAUGUUUGAAUAUGGAGUUACAGGGGCAUUAUAUCUGGAAAAUAACCUUUUCAAUGAGUCGAUUCCAUGGUCAUUGUGUAGAAGGACAGACUUGGAAUAUAUUGAUCUUUCCGAAAAUAGGCUAAUUGGGAACAUUCCAACGUGUCUUUGGAAUCUGAAAAAGUUGCAUGUCAUUAUAUUUAGCUCGAAUAACUUGUCAGGUGUCAUUCCAAGUUGUGUUGCUCUUGAUUUUUCACCAUUAGUUUGGUUACAAUUGGAUGACAAUAAUUUAACUGGCGAACUUCCUCAAGAAUUGGGUGAUUUUCGAGAUUUAAGGGUCUUGGAUUUGGGUGAUAACAAAUUCUAUGGAAAUAUACCCGAAUGGGUUGGGGAAAAGCUUACAUCUUUAUUAGUUUUCAGGUUACAUAAAAACAACUUCACCGGAAUUAUUCCUGGAUCUUUGUGCAGAAGUUCAAAUCUUCAGAUUUUGGAUGUUGCAUACAACAACUUAACAGGAACAAUUCCUCAUUGUCUAGGAGAAUUAAAUGCCAUGGUUCAUAGUGAUUUUUUGCAUCGUAUCGCUCCAGAUUCUAAUGAGAAUGUGAUUCAGUCCAUAAAAGGUGAUGAUCUUACAUAUGUAUGGAUUUGGGAUUUCCUUUUCAACAUGGACCUUUCAAGCAAUCAACUUGUUGGACAAAUACCUGUGGAGCUAACUGCGCUUUCUAUGUUGCAUGGUCUCAAUCUGUCUAAUAAUCAUCUCAGAGGGAGUAUUCCAGACAACAUGGGAAACAUGAGGAAUUUAGUAUCUCUCGAUUUCUCAAAAAACAAGUUGACUGGGGUGAUCCCUUCAAGCAUGGCAGAAUUGACUUUUUUGAGCCAUCUGAAUUUGUCAAACAACAACUUGUCUGGACGAAUUCCAUCAGGAACUCAACUGGAGAGCCUUAAUGAUCCUUCAAUAUAUGCUGGGAACAAAGGUCUAUGUGGACAUCCCUUGCCAAAGAUUUGCACAAACCAUCAAGUCCCAAGUAUUAUGCCCAAAAAGAAACACAAAGCAGCUGAUAAGAUGUUGAAGGUAUGGUUUUACCUGGACAUAAUGUGUGGUUUUGUGACAGGGUUUUGUGGUGUUAUUGGAGUUUUGUUGUUCAAGAAGCACUGGAGAAAGAAGCUUUUCAUGUUUGCUGAAGAAACCAUGGAAAGAAUAUAUGUUGCAAUUACAGUUGGCCAUGAAGAAGAAAAGAUGGGAAGCGGCAUAGAUCCCUGGGAAUGGAUGUAA